UUGGCGUGGGGGAGAUGAGCAAUUUGUAACACGUCAUCUAGAUAAUUCGUCCAUAUUUCGUGACAAUCUACAAAGCUACAUACUCGUCGGUAUUUGGAUUACUAUUAAGCUUGAUCACCCAAAAAUAUUUAGGCCACGGCAGAGAAUUGUCUGGUUAUACCCGGAAACAACCCUUGCACCUUGGACAACAACCCAAAACACGCUCGCUGUUGUUGGUGGUGAAUCGGGGUUACGUCAUUUCACCAGUUAGGAUAUUUAGCCAGAAUGCCCGUCGUAAACGAUGUAAUGUUUGGCCGUAUGCCGUUGCCAAGUUUACGGACCUAUUCAUUAAUCAGCGUUCUCAUGGUUUCUUUAUCAUUGUGGUAUUCCCACCAAGUCGUUUUGGACCGAAGAGUGAACGAAGCAUUACAAAAUAUUAUUGCGGACGCAGAAAAAAGGACACAGUUGGAUAUAAACGAAGUGGUAAACACCGCGAAUGAAAAAUCGAGCAUUGACGAGGAAGGGUUGGUUGGUGAAUAUAGAUUUGAUGCAUCAAAUUUUAUAAAUAAAUCCGACGACGACGGUGGCGGUGUCGGUGGUGAUCGUAGUAGUGGCGUUAAUGAUGUACAAUGGGAUGAACAGAAUGAGUUAACAGGUCCGACAACUGAGCAAAUUAUAAAACAGUUUGUCGCACAGUGGGAUGUUGUAAAUGGGGAAACAGAUAGUGAUGGAAAUGAUGACAAUGAAAUAAAAGACGAGACUGAUGAAGAUGUCGCUGUCGAGAUUGAUGUUGGCGAGGUUGUUGUUGAAUUGGAACCAAGAAGCCAUUUGGCUCAAAUGAUUGAUGUUAUGAUGGACGAAGCGUGGUGUGUAUGGUCAAUCAUCAACAUGGCAUAUUGUUGCCUUAUAUUAUUGGCCAAGCUAAUACAACAUGUAGUGUUUGGACAGUUAAGAGUCAGUGAGAGACAGCAUCUAAAGGACAGAUUCUGGAACUUUGUGUUCCACAAAUUUAUCUUCAUUUUUGGUGUUAUGAACGUGCAAACAAUGGAAGAGAUAUUUGUCUGGUCCACCUGGUUCUCCAUCUUGGGUUUUCUACAUCUACUGGCUCAGAUGAGUAAAGACAGAUUUGAAUACUUAUCGUUCUCACCAACAACCCCAAGAUGGACCCACGCAAGAGUUUUAUCGUUGUUAUGUUUCAUACUACUUACAUGUACAGGACUGAUGGGUGUCAGUGUUGCCAUCGGAUUUCAACUUGGCCUUCACAUCUUUGCUUUCAUGACUGCCGAGUGCAUUUUACUUACGCUGAAAACACUCCAUGUGAUUUUAAGAUACGCAAUGCAUUUGUAUGAUUUGAACCAUGACGGUCUAUGGGAAAAUCGUGGCAUGUAUAAUUACUAUGCUGAACUCAGUAUGGAGCUGUCUGCAUUGUGCGUUGACAUGUGUCAUCAUUUGCAUAUGUUGUUGUGGGCGAAUAUAUUCCUGAGCAUGGCCAGUCUAGUUAUAUGUAUGCAGUUACGUUUCCUCUACAAUGAAAUACAGCGGAGAAUUAAAAAACAUCGGAAUUACAGACGAGUUGUCAGUAACAUGGAAGCCAGAUUCUCCCCUGCCAGUGCCGAAGAGCUUGCCGCCAAUGACGAUGACUGUGCUAUUUGCUGGGACAGAAUGGCCUCUGCCAGAAAACUUCCAUGUGGUCAUCUUUUCCACAAUUCUUGUCUGAGAUCCUGGUUAGAACAUGACACGUCAUGUCCCACAUGUCGUACGUCAUUAAACGUGUUCCCUGGAGGUUCGCUGCCAGACUCGGAUGAUGAGGUAGAAAGACCCACUGUCAGACCGCCAGCACCACGUCCUAGGGUUAUUGUCGGUAAUCGACAACCUGUCCUGCUAAGAGGUCGUCGAAUGAACCGAAGAAAUCAUAUUUUCCAUUUUGACGGUUCUAGGAUUGCCAGCUGGAUGCCUAGUUUUUCUGUGCAGGUUACCCAUACCCAAAUGUUGGGACCACAGAUGAGAGUCGUUAAUUCGCAGUUAGAUAAUAUGGUUCACCAAGUACAUACAAUGUUCCCACAUGUUCCAAUCAAUGUCAUUCAAAAUGAUAUCAGAAUUACGAGAUCUGUUGAACUGACGGUGGAUAACAUUCUAGAAGGAAGAGUAGAGGUACCCCCUAUACCGACUGGUGACUUCACAGCUGACGGAGCACCACCGCCACCAUCACCAUCGACAACACCAUCACCGCCUUCAUCACCAUCGGCAACACCAUCACCGCCAUCGUCACCAUCAGCAACACCAUCACCGCCAGCGUCACCAUCGGCAACACCAUCAUCACCACCCCCGCCACCCCCAUCUGAAGAACAACCCCCAGAGCCAAAUGGUACAUCAAAUAUGUCUUUAUUCAGUGAAGUAAACCCCCCAACUACUUCAAUGGCAACAUCCACUCGUACAGAUGUAGAAAAAAUUGAAGAAUAUAGUCAGUGUGAUAGUAGUGGUAGUGUGAGCGAAGGAGCCACUGCAUCAGACGAUGUGACUAGUUCUUCUAUUGGUGGUGUAGAGGCUGUGAGUAGUCGGUUUAGUAAAUCACCAGUUGAAAGAGAAUCUAUAUUUGCAGACAGAAAAAAAACUCUUCUUUAUCAAGCUAGGAGGAGAUUUAUUGCCAAAGAAGAAAGAGAUGUGGCCAGCAAAGACGCUGGUGAAAAAAAAAAUCAUAAUCAUCAUCCGUUUAAACAAGAAGUCGAUCACACUGAGCCAACAAACACCUCAAAUGAAGAUGUGAAACCAAACCUGAAUGAAGGCAGUUCUAGCAGAGACAGAAAACGUGCCUUAGCGUUGGAAGCGGCCCAGCGUCGACUGAACAGCCAAAAUGUUACUCACCCUCAUGAUGAAUAAUAUUAACAAACUAUGAAUAAUUGUGUUGUGACAGUACACAAAUGUGUACAGUUAUAAAUUAAAAAAAAUAUGUGAGAAUAUUUCUAUUUUUCUUCCAAGAUGAUUGCUUGAAGCACAAUCAAGGAAAACUAAUCUUAUCUAUUCAUAUCAACGCAGCACGUGUACUUGAAUCUAGUUUUUAUGACAGACGAAUGACACCAGUAGCAUAUUUCUCUAUUAUGAUAGAGAAAGUCUGUAUAUUGAAACUGACUGCAACUGACAUUGUUUUAUUGUAUUUUCUGUUUUAAAUGUAAAGCUUGCAUUGCUGUAGUUAAUGUAACAAGCCUGCUUCAAUUAAAUUAUGUUAAAUCGCCUUCAAAACGAAAAAUUUGUGCCAUCUACUGCAAGAAGGCAAAAGGACGGUAGCCAUUAUGAUUGUGUGUAUUUAAAGUGGGUCCUAUACUACACCUGGCUACAUAUACACAUUUAAGUCAAUGUGUUAUAUAUUUACACAAAAUUUAAUCGCAUUUGAAUGUACACGGCCGUGACAAUCUCCACCUUUUAACGACCUCAUGUUGUACAUCAAGAAAUUAUUAAACAUAUUACAUGUUGCAUGUUUACUUUUUAUGAUACUAGUAUAGUAUCUGUGUGUGUGUCAACACGGACUAUAUAUGGCGCCCCCUAUAGGCCACUUUGUAGUUUUUUGAGUGAUUUUAACCCUUUCACAAAAUCAUACCACGUAAUUGGUUUGUUUGUUUUUCGAACUUUUGUUUCAUGAAAUAUUAUUAAGACCUGUCAGGGUUAUUAGGGGAUUUAGUUCAUUACUCCAAAAUCAAAAAAGAAAUGUAGAAAUAUUUGUACCAAAAUGUUUAGUUAUGGUCUUGAAAGAAACUUAAGCAAUAACCAUUCGCUGAAGGUGGGUAUACCAUUGAGUUAUUGCAUUGAGUUAUAUAUGGGUGAAUUGUGCAAUUUUGACCGAGUUAUUGCUAUUAUAUUAUAUCAACAUUAUUUUCCAGUAGUUUUUAACAAAGGAAACAAAAAUAAAAAGGGGUCAGUACACUUGCUUCCCAAAGUACACUUGCUUCCCAAAGUCGCAAGAUUGACGCUUGACAGCUAGCCUGUUUUUCUCUGUCAGACUUAAAACAAUUUUUAGAAUAAUACUUCUCUCACAAGUUACAAUUUUAUACAAUUUUGAAAAUUAUACUUUCUUAACUCUGAAAGUCAAAGUCACAAAAUAAUACCAACAUUUUAUUUUUUAAAAAUUUUGAUCAAGAUCUGAAUUUAAUAGAAAAUUGUAUCUACUGGUACAUAGAAUUGAUCCAAAAAAAAUAAAAAAAUUCAUAAAAAUGAUGCACCAAA
Molecule: messenger RNA, 4194 nt
Organism: Saccoglossus kowalevskii
Lineage: Eukaryota; Metazoa; Hemichordata; Enteropneusta; Harrimaniidae
Biological process (GO): ubiquitin-dependent protein catabolic process; endoplasmic reticulum unfolded protein response; protein K48-linked ubiquitination
Cellular component (GO): endoplasmic reticulum; cytosol; ubiquitin ligase complex
Molecular function (GO): ubiquitin binding; ubiquitin protein ligase activity
Source: RefSeq, a predicted model, not a curated record